UGGAAAAUAUUAUGCACGCUAGCGCACAGUGGUCAGAAAAAGGCUCAGGGAGAGCAAUAUUUCAUAAGCAUAUAUACAUUGUAGAGAGAUGAUUUUUCUACCUUCUGUACCCUGAGCGUUAAACAAAGUAGGACUAAAAUCGGGACCGAAAAAACGUUUCGAAAAUAGCGAUAAUUUCGGAUAAACGGUGUUCGGAAUAGCUGUGUUUAAAUGAAGAGAGCUGAUUUUUCUUACUUUUGUACCCUGAGCGUUUUUUCUAUCUCCUGUACCCUGAGCGUUAAACAAAGAAAUUGAGGUCAUCCGAAUGGACGAGGAAAAGGCGCACGCGCACGAGAAUGGUUCCGUGGCAACCAAGCCUCUCACAGGCCCGGUCAAAAUUGAGGACGAAUCGGAAGACUCGGACUGUCCGCUUGUCUACAAGAUCAGCGAUCGACCGCCCGUACACCUUAUUAUAUUCUUCGGUUUCCAGGACUGAUACUGGACAAGGGCGGGACAUUUGAACACGCCUUCAUGGUGGCAGCAUUCGUGAUUUUGUUGGGCGCGGCCCUGGGGAUGACCACGGUGGUGUUCCAGCCGACCAAGGACUGUCCAGAUGUACCGGAUGUGGAUCUCAUCGUCCCGAACAACCGGGAAGUAAACGAAACCACCUCGUCGAUGGUCGCCAGCGCUCAUAGUCAUAUCAAGCGAGGAGAUGACAUUGGAAACGAAAAACAGGAAACGGAAAGGCAGGAAUUUACUGCGGAGCAGAAGUCGCUCGUGUGUUCCGGCGCCGCAUGUUCCACACCCGACUCUGCGAGGGACAGCGUUUUUAUAAGUUCCGAAGAAGUAGACUUUUCUGUGGAGGUUCAAAAACUCCUGAAGGGUGAAGAUAUCAAGUUUAUUGAUGAAAAUGACUGAUAUUACGAAACGUUAAGUUACGUAUAUAAGUUAAGUCGAAGCUCGCUUUGCCGAAAUCGUUGAUACCUUGGGAAAUACUUCGAGGUGAUGAACAUUCGAUAAAACUGAAAUACAAAACAUGUCUUACUAAACCAAAUGCAAUCGAAAUGUUCGACAUAACCAGACCAUCGAGAUAACAGAGUUCGACAUAACGAGUUUCGACUGUAAUUAUUCUAUUAAAUUAAAUUCUAAACUAAGAUGCUCAAUGUACGUUUUGGAUACUGUAUGCACACAUGUACAUGUAUAUAUACACUGUUUUGUUCACCCGGGAACAUUUAAAUUAUCAUGAUUAUACUAUGUAUAAAGAAUGUAUUCCUAAAUGAUAUUAUGAACUUUCGAUUAUUGUCCGAUAGGAAGUCCGAUUUUCAAACACUAGUAAAAGCAUACAUCAUUUUUAAUAACUUUGGAUGCUUUGUGGUAAAAUGAGUUGAGACUGAGAUUGAGAUUUUCGAAAUAAUUGAGAUCUGGCUCCAAUAUCACAUAAAUACUUCAUAUUUAGACUCUCACAUAAAUGUAAUAACACACAUGCGUUUGGUAUUUAUAAGUACGACUGGUGUUUUUGCAACAUCCUUUCAUUUGAAUUCAAGUUUUGGCAUUGUACUUAUUUUAAGAAUUCAUAGCAAUUUUCAUCAGCUGAUAUUUAACUAAUAUAAAAUCAGUAAAAAGUAUAUUAGUGUUUUUUAAUAUUAUAUAUAACUUCAAACUUAUUUUUAUUUUUCUAUUUAUAAAAAAAGAUACAGUCAAUACUUGCUAUUUCGAAGUCGUUCGGGCCUCGACAAUAACUUCGAGACAACGAACAUUUGAUAUAACCGAAUAACAAAACACGUCUAACCAAACCAAACACAUUCAAAAUAAGUUCGACAUAGCCAGAACAUCGAGAUAACAGAGUUCGACAUAGCGAGUUUCGACUGUAUUAUGAGAUGUAUCCUAUAUUCAAACAUUGAAAUUACGUUCCAGCAUUUCUACUUGUUCAUGCGAAUGCCCGAGUUCUACGUUUCAUGUUACGUUUUGUACUUUUAUAAACCAUCUUGCACGUGCAAAUGGUGUGUUUUCCGUGCGUGCAAUUUGUUAUCAUGUAAAUUUACAAACUGAAUGUAUGUUGCAAAUAUAAAAUAAAUUAAAGAAUUAUAUAAAG
Messenger RNA from Mya arenaria, 2071 nucleotides. RefSeq lists its product as uncharacterized. Bases 511 to 897 code for a protein of 128 amino acids. Lineage: Eukaryota; Metazoa; Mollusca; Bivalvia; Myida; Myidae. The transcript is spliced from 4 exons. The record is from RefSeq and is a predicted model, not a curated record.